This is a messenger RNA of Beta vulgaris subsp. vulgaris (sugar beet), 3654 nucleotides long. RefSeq names its product probable E3 ubiquitin ligase complex SCF subunit sconB. NCBI's taxonomy places the organism in Eukaryota, Viridiplantae, Streptophyta, Magnoliopsida, Caryophyllales, Amaranthaceae. Bases 251 to 1255 code for a protein of 334 amino acids. Gene Ontology annotation, molecular function: protein binding. The transcript is spliced from 8 exons. The record is from RefSeq and is a predicted model, not a curated record.
UCUUACCGGUACCAUCUCGACUGCCGUACUCCGCGAUCUGCUUAUACAACAAAGCGGCAAAGCGCAAAGUCUACUCUCGAGUCUCGGCUAAACUGCUCUCUUUUCCAGUUUUCCUGUUCUAUUUCCCCCCCAAUAAAAUCCCCCAAAAUCAAAUUUCACUGAUUUAAUCAAAAUUCCAACAAUUCUCUUCAACUUAAUCGAACCUAAUUGCAAGUUGCAACAUCGGAAGCCGGAAAAUUCCCUAAAAAACAUGGCGGAAAUUUCAGCUUCUAACAACAAUAAUUAUUCUUCAACGUCUACGUCAAUUACAGACUUGAACGUUGAUUCACUGGCACAUUGUGCUAAUUACUUGAACAUCCAAGAUAUCUCAAAUAUGGCAAUGACCUGCAAAUUCUUCAGAAAUGCUGCUUACUCUGACUCCACUUGGCACCGUCUUUUCAGGGAGAAAUGGCCAGAGCACAUGUUGGGUCAAAUGCCUCAAGGAUCACUAGUGAGAGAUGCAUAUUUGAGCAGGCGUGCUGCUGUACACCGGUUUAGCUUUGUUGAUCCUUUGGUUGCGGAUUUCUAUACUGAUGCAAGGCCAUUCGAUCAUGUCUUGUUAGGGAAGAAUGACAUAAUCUUCUCACAGGGGUCGCUGGUACAACUUCUGAAGAUUGAUGAUUUUUUAAAUGGUAAAGAGUGCCUUGUUUCUUUAAGGGACCAUAAGGCAAGGAUUACAUGUAUGAGAUCGUUUCCAAUCGACGAUGCAUCUUUUAUCCGAAGUGAAGCACAAAAUGAUGAAAAUGUACUAAUAACCUCAAGUUCUGAUCACUCCAUCCGUCUCUGGUGGAAGGGUUCUUGCUUUCGAUGUUUCAGAGGUCAUAACGGUCCUGUUUCUGCACUCUCAGAUAAAUUGUUGGGUGAUAAGGGUAGCAAAGUCCUUGCUAGUGGAGGGGAAGAUGGCACGGUUCGUCUGUGGUCUCUCAGUUCAAGUGGCAAACGUGGCCAGCAUGCCUUGAAUGCGACUCUGCAUGGGCAUGUGAAACCAAUUAAAUUGAUGACAGUUGCCGGGCACAAGACUUCGCUUUUGAUCAGUGUUGCAACAGAUUCUAAGGUAGCUCUUAAAGUAGCUUACUUUGUGGACUUGCAACAACUCUUGGCAGUAGUUAUGACCUUGCUUGGACUUCGGCUUCUAAUCCGUGGAAGAACACUUAAAAUUGUCUUAACUAUUUCAAAUUGUCUUCAAGGUGAUUACAAAAGCCUAUUCCUUUCAUGAGGUAUGUGUUGCAUGCUGACAGCAUGGUUCAAGACGACCUUACAAAAGCUAUUUUUUCAAUGAUUGCUGUAUGGAACCGUCUGCUGUAUGGAUCAAGACAAGCGGAUCUGAUGUCUUCUUAUCUUUUGCUGUAAAUGGAGUAUCUGACUAGGUGAACGGAGAUCAGAAGAUGAGCCUGAGUUCAACCUUUUCUACUUCUUCCAUUUCAAAUUACUCGCUACACUUCUUUUUUUACGGUUCCCUAGGUAAUUUUUGUUAGUGUGAUAUUAGUUAUAAAGUGUAAUUUAGAACCUAAAGCAAGUAAGCAACCACCACUUACGACUGCGUAAACCACCAACACUUCUGCCACCACCACCGCUCCAGAACCUACAACCACUGCAACCACGCUCUAAUAUCGCCUGAAAACGCAGCCAACCAUAUUAUAAAGUAAGCCAUGAUUAUCUAUAUUUAUUAUCCAAUAUACUAAUACUAACCAAAAUACUUGCAAGUGUUAUGUUUGGUCAGCAACUUGUCUCAAUUUGUGAAUAUAACGAUUACGACAACUUAAAAUUUGUUACAUGCGUACUUCAAGGUUCAUCUUUCGUUGAACUGGUGAGAUCGAAUCUUAAGUUCAUUUAUUAUGAAUUCAAAUGAAAAUAAUUUGAAGGUUCUUUUAUAGGUUUAUCUUUUUAAUACUAAAGGUUUGUUGGUUCUUUUCUUUCUUUUUCUUUUUUGGAAUUUUCAAUGAUCUCGAACUGAAGUUCCUUGUACGCAAUUUAAGACAUGUGCUUAUGUAAGAGUAUACUUGAUCAAACCUCUAUUUAUGAAAAUGCAUAUUAUGUUUAUUUUGAUAUUUUUUAUGAAUAAUUGUUGCCCGUUUUCAUGAUGUGUAUAUUUUAGGGUUUAUGUUUUUCCAUGUCCAUAUCAUGUACUGUAUAUUCUAAAAGAUGAUAGCUAAAUUUAGUUUUGACCAGUACAGUCAACUAAUGGCGAUUAUGAUGCAGCGAGUAGCUUCUGAGUUGCUAAACUUGGUUUAAAGGACAAGGUUGUAGCUGUACAGUUUUUCUUCCCGUAUUUAGUAGUGAAAGCAAUGCAUUGGCUUGAAAACUAGACCAAGACUGUGUACUGGUGAUGACCACCAUUUUCUGCCCUAUUGAUGAGACUGCAAGCAAGUAAAAUUUUUGUUACGUUGAUUGUUGGUUGAGCAAAACCUGCUUCAUCGUGGUAACUAAACAAGGCCCAUAAAAAAUAAGGAAUGAGGGUGUCUAAGUUUGUGGAAGGACAUAUGUGACCAAAUUUAAUACAUAAUUGGGUCACCUAUGACCAAUUACACAUUGUUGCUGAGAUGUUAAUUAUUUUUGCUCUUUGCUUUAUGAUGUUGAAUGUCCCCUUUGUAUUUCCUUUAUAAGGAUGAUUAAGAUUUAUUCUGCUUAAUGUCUGUCAUGUAUGAAACAGAUCAGAGUGUGGGACUCAACCUUGGCUUCUGCAUCUCGCCUCUCGGACAUCAAGUUGUGUGGGAACAGCCUCUGUGUUGGGUUCUCCUGUUGGAAUUAAAUGCUUUGAAUCAAUGCUUUAUGUAGCUGCAGGUUUCUGUGUUCAGGCAAUAGAUUUGAGAACAAUGAAGAAGGCAUUUACUGCUGUUGUUUGUCAACGAGAUCUUUACUCAUUUGAGGUGUUGCCUUCCAGAUCAUUGAUCUGUACUGGCGCAAAUAGGAGAGCUUUGCUAUGGGAUAUCCGCAAAAGCCAGGAAGGAUUGAAAUCAGCGCCAAUAGCUGAGAUGGAAGGUCACAACGGUCCUGUUACACGAUUACAUAUGGAUCCAUACAAGAUAGUUACUGGUGGUCCUGAUGACUUUUUUACUAACGUCUGGGAGGUGGAGUCCGGUGUUCUCAUAAAUUCCUUGACUUGCUGUCCUCCAGAGCUAUCUAGUACCAGGUCGAGGUGUAAUGCACUGGCUGUUGAUGGGUGUCGAAUCGUGACUGCCUGCUCUAGCGAGAAUGGACUUCUACGAUUCAGAGACUUCACCAAUGCUUCUUGUUCUGUCACUUCAUACGAGGAUGCUGUUUCUUCCAAAUUCUGGAACUCAAACUCCUACGGUGAUUCAGAUUCUGGUGAUUCAGAUUCUGAUAUGUAAAGUUUUCUCCUUGUACAACAUAGGGUUUGUAAUGUAUGUAGUUAAUUCGAUUUACUCCUGUGUUGUCAUUCUUGUGUCUCAGGCUAAAUGUAGUAGGAUAUAUUCUUACUUCUAUAUUGAUAUCUUUACUUGUUAAAUGAGGACUGUUUGUUCAGAAGGCAGUGUGUGUGCUCGUCUUGAUUCGGUUGAAAGUGGAAGAUACUAAAGGGGUGUUUGGAUCAGAAUCGAUGUAACAGAAUAUUGUUAUUAUGUUAUUCUGUUAUAAGUAGUUAGUUUUGGCGGGAAA